AUGAUUCAAAGUAUACCACUUUAUUUGAGGAUAAGAGCUAUUUAUACCCUCUUAUGAAGAUUUUUAGAGUUUUCACAUUAUAGCAAUCUCAAUUAUAUCAUUAAGCCAGCCACUUAUUUUCCAUUAUAUUUUUUGAAGAGCAUAUUGAAAGGGAAUUCAGUCUUCAUUAAUCUCAAAAAAUUAAAGAAUCUUGUAAUUAUAAACCUCAAAUAG
This is a messenger RNA of Blepharisma stoltei, 213 nucleotides long. NCBI's taxonomy places the organism in Eukaryota, Ciliophora, Heterotrichea, Heterotrichida, Blepharismidae. The record is from the annotation of a GenBank genome assembly.